Beta vulgaris subsp. vulgaris (sugar beet) is the source of this 693-nucleotide messenger RNA. RefSeq lists its product as uncharacterized. The coding region runs from base 1 to 693 and encodes 230 amino acids. The transcript has a single exon. NCBI's taxonomy places the organism in Eukaryota, Viridiplantae, Streptophyta, Magnoliopsida, Caryophyllales, Amaranthaceae. The record is from RefSeq and is a predicted model, not a curated record. Gene Ontology annotation, molecular function: nucleic acid binding; RNA-DNA hybrid ribonuclease activity.
AUGCAGGUGUGUAAGAAUUCAGAGUGGUGGGAGAUUUUUUGGAUGUUAUGUUGGUCUAUAUGGUUGGGGAGAAAUGAAUGGAAUUUUAAUGGUCGAGAGUGGGAUGAUAGAAGACGGAUUGACAGGGCUGUGAGUGUUGGUGUUGAAUAUAAGCAUGCGGCGGAAGGAGGGCAAGCUCAUCUUCGAAAAGGGGGCAGUGUCAUUACAAAAUGGGAGGCUCCCGGGCAAGAUUUACUGAAGCUGAAUGUCGAUGCGGCAUUUAAAAAAGAAGCUAGAGUGGGAAUGGGAGCGGUGCUAAGGGAUUGUGUAGGGGACGUACUGAUGGCCAUGUGUGACUUGUGGAAGGGAGAGUGUGAAGUGCAUGUUGGGGAAGCAAUGGCAGUGAGGCAAGGGAUCAAAGUGGCUAUGGAGGCUGGCUUUCUCAGCUUUAUAAUUGAAACCGACAACACCACUGUUUAUCACGCAUUGAAAAACAAGAAGACUGAAGCUUCAGCCUUUGGAUUGAUUCUAAAGGAUAUAUAUUUACUGCUGAGUUCAUGUGUGAACAUAUCUUAUAGUUGGGUGAGGAGAGAGGGGAACAUGGUAGCCCACUCUUUAGCAAAGAAGAGUAUAAGUAUGGGUGAACUGGGUGUAUGGUUGGAAGAUAUCCCCGAUGAUGUUGGGGUUUUUGUAAAAGAUGAUCUCCCAGCUUAA